UUUAGCCGAGAACAACACGGUUUCCGGAAAUCCUGUAAGAGGCCGCUCAAACGCAGCAGGCUCGAAGCGUCAGACUGCGCUGAUGCGACAGGGACGAUGCUGCUGACGAUGUAACAGAGGGAGGGGUGAGCCGUGACAGUCAGAUCGAGGCUCUGACGGAAAGGCUGCCGUCUGGUGUCUACGGAUUCUGAGCAUGGUAGUGUCAAGUCUCCCAAUCGCGGCACGGCCAUCAGAGGAAAUGUCAACAAGCUACUGGAUGCUGAGAAAUCACCAAUUCAUCUUCCGAGACUCAUUCACAUUCCAUGAUGACUCGUAAACUAGUGUCGCUGUCAGAGUCGGACCUAUCGGAAUGUUGUGAUCAAUUCGAGCGCUCGAUAACGCUGAAGAGAACGAAGAAGAUGCGGCGCCACUGGAAGGCGCUCUUCCUGCUGGCCGUCAUCACCUUCGUCAUCUACUACAUCGUCUACUGGGAGGAGGACAGGGUGAGGAACAUGAUCAUUUCUGCGAAACAAAGCGCUGAGUUCAUGUUCGUCCCCGUCCCGCCCCACCCGUUCCACGUCAACUGUACAGCGUUAUUCCAGGGCAACAAGACCGAGAUAUACAACGCCAUAUCCGUUCAGGCUCCACCGAACCCCCCUGUUCUUCCGCCCAUAGCGUCCUGUGAAACAUUCAAACAGACCCAGGGGUAUAUCCUCGACGUGAGCAAGGAAGAGAUGGAGUUCCCCAUCGCCUUCAGCAUCCUUGUGUACAAGAACAGUCAUCAAGCCGAGAGACUUAUCCGAGCAGUCUACCGCCCAAGCAAUGUGUACUGCAUCCAUGUAGACAGGAAGUCCACGGCCAUGUUGGAAGAAAUGCGCCGCCUGGCGGCGUGUUUUGACAACGUGUUCUUGUCUUCCCGUCAAGUGGACGUGAAGUGGGGAACAUUCUCCGUCCUUGAACCGGAACUGAUAUGCAUGGAAGACCUCUUGAAGCACCGGAAGUGGCGGUACUUCAUCAAUCUGACGGGCCAGGAGUUUCCACUCAAAACCAACUACCAGCUCGUCAAGAUCCUUCAGGCCUACAGGGGAGCCAAUGACGUGGCGGGAACAGCAACGAGAUACAAUGAGAACAUGCGGCGUUUCUGGAGCGCAGGCAGUGCUCCACAUGGUCUCCGUCCUGUCAUUGGUUCCGUCCACAUCGUCGUCAACAGACACUUUGUCAACUUCUCCGUCCACGACCCUGUGGCCAAAGACCUGCAGAAGUGGCUCCGACACACAAAAAUACCUGACGAAACCUACUUCUCAACUCUCAACUACAACCCUGACCUCAACAUACCUGGGACAUUCAAGGGUGUUCCACGCCUUGAACCAUUCCUUGCUCGAUAUAAGAACUGGGACCACGGCCUGCUGGCUUACAAAGACGACUGCCGGGGCAAGUACCUGAGGGAAAUCUGUGUGCUGGGGGCGGGUGACGUCGCCCAGUUGAUCACGAAGAGACAUCUGUUUGCCAACAAGUUCGAGGAGGGGUUCCAGCCGGCUGGCCUGUCGUGUCUGGAAGAGUGGUACCAUGAUCAGACCAGACGGGAACGGGCAGGACACAGGGAGUACGACACGACAUUCUACAGCAAGCUUGACUUUGUUCUCAAUCAGAUCAGGAGAUGACAGAGCCUAUGAUCUCCUGGGUGGAGGACUGGUUUUUCAUAAACUGAGGUGAAAUGGCAGCAGCAUGAGAUCAAAAGAAAGCGGACGUCAAGACUUGAGCGACGGAGGUUUAUAUCUGCAGUUUUGAUGAUCAGAACGUUAUGAAGGUAUGGGUGGUAAAUAGAUGCUACCACAGCAGGAGUGGUUGUUUAGAUUCGGGGCACCUGCUGCAAAUCCCUAUGCAGACGGGUCGGGAAGAUUUCACCAAGCUGUUGGGGCAGAGUUGGCCCGGCCUAUUCUUCUGGUCAGGUGCAAGAUGGCGGAGUAGAGAAACUGAAGCAGUGGUGCCCAAGCGAGCCUGGUGUGUCUUGCGGAGAGGUGGAGACGACACCGCACGGGACGAGAAAGGCUGAGUGCCCCCUAGAGGCAAAGCCAAGCUGUUGUGAAGGCGGGGGACGUGGGAUGGGGAGUUAAUCGACGUUAAAAACAUUCGAUUCUGUUCCAAUGUCGAGCGUAUACAGUUCCAAUGAGUUGUUGGCAGCCGCUGUAUGAUAUGGAUUUCGUUGUAUCAGAGACCAUAUAAUUAAAUGGUCUCUGGUUGUAUUCAUACGGUUUCUAUGUGAAACGGGGGCGCGGGUGGCCCAGUCGUCUAAGACGCCGCGAUUCGCUUUGCAGA
Messenger RNA from Haliotis rufescens (red abalone), 2295 nucleotides. Its product is annotated as beta-1,3-galactosyl-O-glycosyl-glycoprotein beta-1,6-N-acetylglucosaminyltransferase-like. Gene Ontology annotation, cellular component: membrane. NCBI's taxonomy places the organism in Eukaryota, Metazoa, Mollusca, Gastropoda, Lepetellida, Haliotidae. The transcript is spliced from 6 exons. Gene Ontology annotation, molecular function: acetylglucosaminyltransferase activity. The coding region runs from base 303 to 1640 and encodes 445 amino acids. The record is from RefSeq and is a predicted model, not a curated record.